UCGGCCACCAUGAGCCACCCGUCGGGCCUCCGGUCCAGCCUCAGUUCCACCUCCUACCGCCGCACCUUCGGGCCACCGCCUUCACUGUCCCCGGGGGCCUUCUCCUACUCGUCCAGCUCCCGCUUCUCGAGCAGCCGCCUGCUGGGCUCGGCGUCCCCCGGCUCCUCCGUGCGCCUGGGCAGCUUCCGCGGUCCCCGGGUGGGCGCGGGCGCCCUCCUGCGCCUGCCCUCGGAGCGCCUCGACUUCUCCAUGGCCGAGGCCCUCAACCAGGAGUUCCUGGCCACGCGCAGCAACGAGAAGCAGGAGCUGCAGGAGCUCAACGACCGCUUCGCCAACUUCAUCGAGAAGGUGCGCUUCCUGGAGCAGCAGAACGCGGCCUUGCGCGGGGAGCUGAGCCAGGCCCGGGGCCAGGAGCCGGCGCGCGCCGACCAGCUGUGCCAGCAGGAGCUGCGCGAGCUGCGGAGGGAGCUAGAGCUGCUGGGCCGCGAGCGCGACCGGGUGCAGGUGGAGCGCGACGCGCUGGCGGAGGACCUGGCGGCGCUCAAGCAGAGGAUGGAGGAGGAAACUCGCAAGCGCGAGGAUGCGGAGCACAACCUGGUGCUCUUCCGUAAGGACGUGGACGACGCCACCCUGUCCCGCCUGGAGCUGGAGCGCAAGAUUGAGUCUCUGAUGGAUGAGAUUGAGUUCCUCAAGAAGCUGCACGAGGAGGAGCUGAGAGACCUGCAGAUGAGCGUGGAGAGCCAGCAGGUGCAGCAGGUCGAGGUGGAGGCGACCGUGAAGCCCGAGCUGACGGCGGCGCUGAGGGACAUCCGCGCCCAGUACGAGAGCAUCGCGGCGAAGAACUUGCAGGAGGCAGAAGAGUGGUACAAGUCCAAGUACGCGGACCUAUCCGACGCCGCCAAUCGGAACCACGAGGCCCUGCGCCAGGCCAAGCAGGAGAUGAACGAGUCCCGACGCCAGAUCCAGAGCCUGACUUGCGAGGUGGACGGGCUUCGCGGCACGAAUGAGGCCCUGCUCAGACAGCUGCGGGAGCUGGAAGAGCAGUUUGCCCUGGAGGCCGGCGGGUACCAGGCGGGCGCCGCGCGGCUCGAGGAGGAGCUGCGGCAGCUAAAGGAGGAGAUGGCGCGACACCUGCGAGAGUACCAGGAGCUCCUCAACGUCAAGAUGGCCCUGGACAUCGAGAUCGCCACCUACCGGAAGCUGCUGGAAGGCGAGGAGAGCCGGAUCUCCGUGCCUGUCCAUUCCUUUGCAUCCUUAAGUAUAAAGACGACUGUGCCCGACGUGGAGCCUCCCCAGGAGAGCCAAAGCCGGAAGAUGGUUCUGAUCAAGACCAUUGAGACCCGGAAUGGGGAGGUGGUGACAGAGUCUCAGAAGGAGCAGCGCAGUGAGCUGGACAAGGCUUCGACUCACAGCUACUGAACUCGUUGGUCCAGAGCUCCCCGACCCCGCCCUAGGCCUCUAAGCCCCAGUCCUUACACCAGUUCUGAAUUAGUCUCCUUCCCCUCUGCAUGUGAUCAGGGGAUGGCACCAGCCACCCCUUCCCUGGCCAAGCCCUACCCAGCACUGUAGCUGGGACUCUCCCUGCCUCUCCAUGCCCACGUAGACACUGUCCGUGUGUUCCUCAUUUCUUGUCCUGGUAAGAGGCCAGUCAACCCCAGGAUGAAUCUACUCCUGCCACGACCCCAAGAUUAGUGAGUGAGUCAGGGUCUGAGUUUCACUUUUAAAUUAAAUAA
This is a messenger RNA of Hippopotamus amphibius kiboko, 1733 nucleotides long. It is a transcript of the gene PRPH, whose product is annotated as peripherin. Lineage: Eukaryota; Metazoa; Chordata; Mammalia; Artiodactyla; Hippopotamidae. Bases 10 to 1419 code for a protein of 469 amino acids. Gene Ontology annotation, cellular component: type III intermediate filament; axon; plasma membrane. Gene Ontology annotation, molecular function: structural molecule activity. The transcript is spliced from 9 exons. The record is from RefSeq and is a predicted model, not a curated record.